AUGUCGAACCCGAACGUGUACCUCUUGGCUGCCGAUAACGACCCCGCGUUGUUGCCCCUCCUUCGAGAAAAGCCUGCCCUGGCCGCCUCACAAGAUGAACACGGCUACUCUCUUGUCCACGCCGCUGCCAGCUAUAAUCACCUCAACCUCCUCCGAGCGCUUAUUCGCGAGUUCAACGUGGACGUCGAUCUAAAAGAUGAGGACAAUGAAACCGCACUGUUCGUCGUCGAGACUGUGGCUGCCGCCAAGAUUCUUGUCGAGGCUGGUGCAAAUGUGAACCACAGGGGCUCCGAAGGUUUCACAGCCCGAGAAAAAAUUGAGUCCGAGGGCGAUUUCCCUAUCGUUGUCGAGUACCUGGCUAGAAUUGAAGCAAAGCAAGCCAACGACACUGCAUCAACCGCGGCCGCCGUCUUGCCUGAAGCUAUUCCUCCGCCUCCGGAAGGAAUGAAGGUAACUGUCGGCACGAUGGACGAGAGCCAGGACAUUCCCGAAGAUAUUGAUCCCGAAUUUCGGAGACGGAUCGAAGAGCUGGCUGGACGCGACGACUUCAACACCCCUCAGGGCCAGGCCGAGUUGCGAAAACUGGUCGAAGACGCUAUCCUGGGAGAGGGCAUUGGCGACGAGCGGAACGUGCGAUCGAAGCAAGGAUAG
Fusarium keratoplasticum is the source of this 651-nucleotide messenger RNA. RefSeq lists its product as uncharacterized. The record is from RefSeq and is a predicted model, not a curated record. Lineage: Eukaryota; Fungi; Ascomycota; Sordariomycetes; Hypocreales; Nectriaceae. The transcript has a single exon. Gene Ontology annotation, cellular component: cytoplasm; nucleus. Gene Ontology annotation, molecular function: protein binding. The coding region runs from base 1 to 651 and encodes 216 amino acids.